ACCAUAACCCCACCCAAUUCCCAUCCCAUUCUCCCCCUCUUAAAACCUUUCUCCUCCCUCACUAAGAACAACACCAUGCACCCCCUUACACUCAAAGACCCAAACAUGAACACACUAAACCACUCACAACAGCAACAACAAGAACAAGAAGAGUACAUCUUCAAAAGCAACAGUCCAGCAGUGUUAGUGCCGGAGAACACCACACUCCCGGACUUUGUUCUCAGAGAUGCCGAACACUUCUCCGAUAAGGUGGCAUUGGUUGAAGUGAUGACAGGGAUGAAACUCACGUACGGUGAAGUGGCAAGAGAGACCAGGAGGUUUGCAAAGGCAUUGAGGUCUUUGGGGCUGAGGAAAGGGCAUGUGGUUGUGGUGGUGCUCCCUAAUGUGGCUAUCUAUCCGGUGGUGGCUUUGGGCAUCAUGGCCGCCGGUGGUGUCUUCUCCGGUGCUAACCCUCUUGCUCUUGCUGUGGAGAUACGUAAGCAAGUCUUGGACUCCAGUGCAAAGAUACUUGUUACUAAUGGCCUCACUUAUGAGACUAAAGUAAAAGAUUUCGGCAUACCAGUAAUAGUAAUCGACAACGAUAACACUGAACAAUGCCAUUCAUCAGAUGCAAUACGGUGGACCAAGCUACUCGAAGCAUCGGAUCGAGCAGGAGGAAAUUUUAUAGAUGAAAAUGUCUUAGAAUCUGAUCUUUGCGCCCUUCCCUACUCUUCAGGCACCACAGGCAUUUCCAAGGGGGUCAUGCUCACCCACCGGAACCUGGUUUCCAGUCUAUGCUCAACCCUCUCCAAUGUAGGUCCUGAAAUGGUUGGCCAAGUCACAACAUUAGGACUCAUGCCCUUCUUUCACAUUUAUGGCACCACUGGUAUUUGUUGUGCUACCCUACGGAAUAAGGGCAAGGUGGUUGUUAUGGGCAGGUUUGAACCUAGACUUUUCAUGCAUGCCUUGAUCACACAUGAGGUUACCUUUGCUCCUAUUGUGCCACCCAUUAUGCUUGCUAUGGUUAAUAAUCCGGUGAUUGAUGAGUUUGAUCUUCGGAAACUCAAGCUUAAGUCAGUCAUGACUGCGGCUGCACCACUUGCCCCUCAGUUGCUUUCAGCUUUUGAAGCUAAGUUCCCGGGCGUCGUUGUUCAAGAGGCGUAUGGACUUACAGAGCAUAGUUGCAUCACUUUGACACAUGGAGAUCCUAGUCACAUUGCCAAGAGGAACUCAGUAGGACGAAUACUUCCAAACAUUGAAGUGAAAUUCAUUGACCCUGAAACAGGGCUCUCACUGCCAAGAAACACACAUGGAGAAGUCUGUGUUCGGAGCCAAUCUGUCAUGCAAGGUUAUCACAAGAACAAAGAAGAAUCAGAAAGAAUGAUUGAUGAAGAAGGGUGGCUCCACACUGGUGACAUAGGAUACAUAGAUGAUGAUGGGGAUGUGUUCAUUGUUGACCGGAUAAAAGAACUCAUCAAAUACAAAGGGUUUCAGGUGGCUCCUGCAGAGCUAGAAGACAUACUACUUUCUCAUCCUUCAGUUCAAGAUGCUGCAGUCUUUGGAAUAACAGAUGAGAUGGCAGGGGAGAUUCCAGUGGGUUGUGUUGUGAUGAAGCAAAAUGCAGAGGAGAGUGAAGAGGAGAUAAUGAAUCAUGUUGCCUCCAAUGUGGCUUCCUACAAGAAGCUGAGAGUGUUGCACUUUGUGGAUUCCAUACCAAAAUCACAAUCUGGCAAAAUCAUGAGGAGGCUUUUAAAGGAUCAAUUCAAUUCCUCAAGUAUCAUAUCCCAACUCCACCAAAUUUAAUUGCCAAUAAAUAAAACAGCAUUCUCAAUGUAAUAAACACUAAUCAUUGAAAUAAAUAUCUUCUUGUCAGA
Messenger RNA from Dioscorea cayenensis subsp. rotundata (Guinea yam), 1853 nucleotides. Its product is annotated as 4-coumarate--CoA ligase-like 1. Gene Ontology annotation, molecular function: long-chain fatty acid-CoA ligase activity. The transcript has 6 exons. The record is from RefSeq and is a predicted model, not a curated record. NCBI's taxonomy places the organism in Eukaryota, Viridiplantae, Streptophyta, Magnoliopsida, Dioscoreales, Dioscoreaceae. The coding region runs from base 76 to 1782 and encodes 568 amino acids. Gene Ontology annotation, biological process: fatty-acyl-CoA biosynthetic process.